AUUUUAAUGGAUUUAUUUGUACAGCUAUAAAAAAAGGCUACGAAGUUCGUAUUGCUUCACCAUGUGUUUUACAGCUCCUGCACAUGUGACUCAUCAAUACGUUCUACCCAAACAUGCAUGCGCUCUUGACCUCUGUUUUCUCUCCCUCGGCUGCACUGCCACAGGUCUCUUUUACACGUGGACAUGUUAUCAGACCCCAACAGGCUUGUUAUCGUCUUGUUGUGCUCUAGGCUUUUCUUUGCGCUAGACUUGUUUUCUCCAGUCACCUCUCUCGGACUGCAGAGAUCAUGGCUCUCCUAAGGGACGCUGAAUCUCUCGUCGUCGCCAAGUCCGUCGACCUACAAAUCCUCAACUCCUCAGGCAACGAGUUCCGAAAACUCAAGCCCUCUGCUUCCGGGAACCCGUAUGACAAAAUCGUCGUUGGAGCGGCUACUUUGCGGCACGCAUCAGACUCAACGGGGGCGGAAACGCCAACCAUCUUGCUUUUGAAGAGAGCGCCCCACGAGCCUUACUUCCCCAACGUCUUCGAAUUGCCCAGCGGCAAGGUCGACCCCGGCGAUCCCAGCCUCAAAGCCGCCCUCGUAAGAGAGGUGCACGAGGAGACCGGUCUGAAUGUUACCGAGGUUCUUGCCGAACUGAAGCCGAUGGUGUACACCACCGAAAAGGCCAUCACUGAUAAUACCAAUCGGGAUGUUAUCGUUUCCAGGACUGCUAUUCAGCUCAAUUACGUCACGCUGGUCUCGAAGGGAGAGGUCAAUAUCAACACGGACGAGCAUUCGGAAAGCUGCUGGGUUAGCGAAGCGGAGUCGCACUCGCUGGACAUUACGAUGGCCAUGAGAGCAGUAGUCCAUGAAGCAUUCCAGUGGGCUACCACUGGCUAGUCAGACAUGAAGCAAUGGGAAAGUAUCUUAUGCAGCUGGACCACGCAAUGGAGAGCAGGAGUUCUAUAUGAGCGAGGCUGAAUCUACAGUCGAUCCCGCAAUAGACUUGCAGUUGUCAGGCUGUUACAGUUGGUCUCCGUUUGCAAGCUUCACGGUAUACCACUCAAAUCAAUAUAAUAUACAAUAUACAAUAUAUAGAAAACCUAGAUCUUCUUGUCCUUAUAUAACUUCAACAUACCUAUUACUCCUGUAUCUUUGCAA
Molecule: messenger RNA, 1142 nt
Organism: Xylaria bambusicola
Lineage: Eukaryota; Fungi; Ascomycota; Sordariomycetes; Xylariales; Xylariaceae
Product: NUDIX hydrolase domain-like protein
Exons: 1
Coding region: 288-881 (197 amino acids)
Source: RefSeq, a predicted model, not a curated record